Medicago truncatula (barrel medic) is the source of this 1936-nucleotide messenger RNA. Its product is annotated as protein IQ-DOMAIN 14. Gene Ontology annotation, molecular function: protein binding. Bases 155 to 1534 code for a protein of 459 amino acids. The transcript is spliced from 4 exons. The record is from RefSeq and is a predicted model, not a curated record. NCBI's taxonomy places the organism in Eukaryota, Viridiplantae, Streptophyta, Magnoliopsida, Fabales, Fabaceae.
AAAAUUCUUCCACAAACUCACAAACUCCUCAAUUUAAGUGUUUCAUCUUCUUCUUCUUCUUCCAUUUUCACCAACACAUACUCUCUCUCUCUCUCUCUAAACUCCAUAAACCUUCCCUCAUUACACUCUCCCACCCAAUGACACAAACCUCACAAUGAACUUUCUCCGACGACUCUUCGGCGGCAAAAAACACCGUAAUCCACCACCAGAACCACCCACCAACAACAAAAAAGACAAAAGAACAUGGAGUUUCACAAAGAACAACACAAGACAAAAAACAAACAAAAGUUCUGACCCUUCAACUUCUUCUUUCUCUGAUAACUAUGAUGCUAAUAAACAUGCCAUUGCUGUUGCUGCUGCUACUGCCGCCGUUGCUGAAGCUGCACUCGCUGCUGCUCAUGCUGCCGCUGAGGUUGUUAGAUUGACAAGUAAUACGACUACUGGAAAUUCUUCCGGAGCACCUCGAACUCCGACAACUGUCAGGAGACGGUUGUCGGACGAAAUUGAUGCUGCCGUGAAGAUUCAGUCGGCUUUCCGAGGUUAUUUGGCAAGGAGGGCAUUAAGAGCACUUAAAGCAUUGGUGAAAUUGCAAGCAUUAGUGAGAGGUCACAUUGUAAGAAAGCAGACAGCUGAUAUGCUAAGACGAAUGCAAACAUUGGUUCGACUUCAGUCUCGGGCACGCGCAAGUCGUGUGCACAUUUCCGAUAAUAUGCACUCUUUCAAGUCUUCGCUUUCUCAUUACCCUUUGUUGCAGGUUCCUGAUGAUUAUGAGCACCCACUUCGUGUCUAUAGUACGAAAUUUGAUGGAUCUUCCAUCCUCAAGAGAUGUAGUUCAAAUGCAAAUUUUAGAGACAUGAACUUAGAAAGAGCGCGGUUUGGUUCAAAUUGGUUAGACAGUUGGAUGGAAGAAAACACAUGGAGCCAAACCGGCGACACUUCAUCGAAAAAUGUAAAUGAUGAUGAGAAGAGUGACAAAAUUCUUGAAGUAGAUACUUGGAAACCACAUUUGAAAUCACAACAUAGUACUAGCACCUCUUUUCAACAUCAUUAUUCAUCUUCUGAUUACAAUAAUGAAAAUUUGAUGGUACAAGAUUCGCCGUCAAAACGUUCUUCUAAAGCUUAUAAUCCAAGUCUCUCUUCUAUGAAGCAUCAGAAAGGAAAAGAAGAAGAAGUAGCUUCUUUGCGAACCGCCGAGAGUAGUCCACAGGCAUUUUCGGCUUCUUCAAGACUCGAAAGUGGUUCGAGGAGAGGUCCUUUUACACCUACUAAAAGUGAGAGUUCAUGGGGAUUUUUCAAUGCUCACUCUGGUUAUCCUAGUUAUAUGGCAAAUACUCAAUCUUCUAGGGCUAAGGUUAGGUCACAAAGUGCUCCAAGACAAAGGCUUGAGUUUGAGAGAUACGGUUCAUCUAAUAGGUCUAUUCAAGGUCUUUGGGAAUCAGGGUCUAAUUCAGAAAUAGAUUCUGAUUUUAGGAGCAAGGUUUAUCCAACCACAAGUAGCUUGAACAGAAUUGGGAGUAGUACCAAUUUAAGGUGACAUUGCAAAUUUUAGGAAAGAAGGAGAAAAAAAAAAGGUUUAAAUGUGUUUUUAGUUCUUAUAAUCUCGAAUUUUGUUAUCAGUUCCUACACUCGUGUUUCAGUCCCUACAAAUUAUAAAUUAUAGAAUUGUAUGUUUUUAUUUCUUGAAGAGGAACUAAAAACGUACAUUUUUUGCAAUUUGUAGGAACCAAAAAGUGAGUGUUGGGAUUGAAAACAAAAAAAUUAAAUUUUAUAAGUACUAAAAAUAAAUUUAAUCCUAAAAAAGGAACUUGAAGGGACAAUGUUUUCUUGUGCUUUGAUUUUCUGUGUAUUAUAGCAGUUUUUCUUAGGGUGUAAGUAUUUGACAUGUACUCAAAUAGUGUUUGUCCCUACACUAUCAAAGACCACAUGGUUGACUUUA